This is a messenger RNA of Nicotiana tabacum (common tobacco), 2806 nucleotides long. RefSeq lists its product as uncharacterized. Lineage: Eukaryota; Viridiplantae; Streptophyta; Magnoliopsida; Solanales; Solanaceae. The record is from RefSeq and is a predicted model, not a curated record.
CAUUACUAUUUUUAUCAUUUAUUCACGAAGAAAGAAAAAGAAAAAGAAAACUAUAUUAGGAAGAAAACGAAAAUGGCGUCUCCUUUUUUGUGCGUAUAAAACAGGUAAAGUGAUACGUUAACGUGCUUCACUUUCUUCAAUACUGUUCAUUUAUAAUAAAAAGACAUUUCUACCCUCAUCAACGGUCGAUCAGUGUCGGAGAAAUUAUCUUUUCCGAUCUACUUAUUUCCCACUUUAUCGCUACUCCGUAACUCUAUAAUUCCUAUUCUGUCCUUUUCCGUUGCCGGAACUUACAUUAUUCAAUGGCGGAGGAAUUUGUGAAAGCAGUUGAAGACGGUGUACAUCUAUCGAAAAGGAUAUAUUUUGGGAAGGAUAGGGCGGUGGCGCCGCCGAAGCCGAUGACGGCGAUGGAGAAGGCGUCACAGUCAUACCUGCCGGAAUCGCCUAUGCUGUACGCUGUGAUUAAUGAUCCUGCUAUAGUUGAUAAUCCGGAUAUUCCGAGCUACCAGCCUCACGUGCACGGCAGGUGCGAUCCUCCUGCUUUGAUUCCUCUUCAAAUGAACGGAAUUUCACUUGAAGCUGAUUGUUAUUUGGAUAAUAUGGCGUUCAUUACUGUCACUGGAUCAUGGCGUGUGCAUUGCGUCAUGGGUAGCCGUAGCUGCGACUGUCGUAUUGUCGUUCCUAUGGGCGAACAGGGUUCAAUUCUAGGUGUCGAGGUUGAGUUACCCAGGAAAACAUACUGCACUAAAAUAGUUGCCAUGGAUGAUGAAAGCGGAACAGAAAAGCUAGCCAAAAUUGAAGAUGGAUGCUUUCUGACGCCCCAAAUUUUUACCCUUACAAUACCACAGGUGGAUGGUGGAACCAAUAUAUCUGUCUCGAUUAGAUGGUCUCAGAAGUUAUUGUAUAGCAAUGGUCAGCUAACCUUGGACGUACCAUUUAGUUUUCCAGACUUUGUCACUCCAGCUGGAAAGAAGAUCUCUAAAAAAGAAAAGAUAAAGCUUGAUGUUAACUCUGGUCCUGGAACAGAAGUUAUGUGCAAGACCACUAGUCACCCUCUGAAGGAGCGACAACGUCAAGCAGGAAAGUUGGGCUUCUUUUACGAAUCUGAAGUCCUUAAUUGGUCAAGUUGUAACUUUGUUUUUUCUUACAUGGUUUCGUCGACUCAUAUCUCUGGCAGUGUACUUUUGCAAUCGCCCCCACUACUUGACACCGACCAGAGAGAGAUGUUUUGCUGCUCUCUUUUUCCGGGAGACCAGCAGUGUAGGAAGGUCUUCAGAAAGGAAGUGGUAUUUGUUGUUGAUAUAAGUGGGAGCAUGAAGGGAAAACCAAUUGAGGAUACCAAACAAGUGCUCUGUACGGCCUUGUCAAAGCUUGAUUCUCAAGAUCUGUUUAAUAUAAUAGCUUUCAACAGUGAAAAGUACCUAUUUUCUUCAUCACUGGAAUUGGCAACCAAGAAGGCUAUUGAAAAUGCAACUCAGUGGAUUGGCACGAAUUUUGUUGCUGGUGGCGGAACAAAUAUUUUGAAUCCGUUGACUCAGGCCAUGGAGAUGUUUUCCUAUACCCAGCAACACAUUCCUGUUAUUUUCUUGGUCACUGACGGAGCUGUUGAAGAUGAAAGACACAUCUGUCAUGUUCUGAAGAGUCAUCUGAUGCAAAACCAAAUGAUAUGCCCGCGGCUUUAUACAGUAGGCAUAGGGUUGUUCUGUAACCACUAUUUUUUGCGCAUGCUUGCAAUGAUGAGUCAUGGCCACUAUGCCGCUGCUUAUGAUGUUGAUUCUAUUGAAGUUCGUAUGGAGCAGCUCUUCUCCAGGGCAUCAUCCAUCAUUCUUGCGAAUAUUUCCUUUGAGAACCUUGAUGGUCUUGAAGAAUUUGAGGUGUUUCCCGCUCCAACUCCAGACCUUUCAUCUGAGGGUCCAUUAGUAUUGUCAGGCAGAUACCGCGGAGCAUUCCCCGAGGUGCUUAAAGCUAAAGGAGUCCUUGCAGACUUGAGUAACUUCUCUGUGGAUCUGAAAGCUGUUCAGGCAAAGGACAUACCUCUUGAUAAGGUGUUGGCGAGGCAACAGGUUGAACUGCUUACUGCUCAGGCCUGGUUGACUGAAAAUAAGGACCUUGAACAGAAGAUAGCACAAACGAGUAUACAACAUGCAGUAAUUUCUGAAUAUACACGCAUGAUAUUGAUGGAGACCGAUAGAGGCAAAGUAGUCACUGAGUCAACCUCCAAGCGGAAGGUCUCCACUGCUGCUAAGAAGAUUGAAGAACCUAAAUUGGAGAAGAAAAUACUGCUACAGAAUCUUGCUGUUGGUUUUGGUAACUACAGCGCUACAGUUGAAAAUAUUCCUCCUGGAGCCUCUGAGACAAAACCCGAAACAGCAGAGAUUUUAGCAAAGGCAGCAUCUAACUGCUGCGGAAAGAUGUGUGAUAUAUGCUGUUGCAUGUGCUGUAUUCGAACGUGUUCAAAGAUGAACGAUCAGUGUGCAAUUGUGCUGACGCAGUUUCUGGGUUCCUUGGCAUGCUUAGGUUGCUUCGCUUGCUGUGAAUUAUGCUGUUCUGGAAAUGAUGGAUGAGAGUUAUAAAAUAGUUUCCUCAGCAAUCUUGUUGUAUAUUGUGUCAAAUAUGACAGAGUUAUACGAUUGUAAUUAGUUUACAUGUUCAUGAGCAUACUGUCAGUGUAGUCAUUUAGUGUUUUACAGUUCUUUGUGAAUAGUUAUGUAUUUAUUUAUCUAAGCAAUUGGACACAAGUUUUGCCAAUUGCUAUACUGCAACAAUGAUGUUGAAAUACGAGCAAGUUUGUUAGAUUGAGAAGAAA